Molecule: messenger RNA, 407 nt
Organism: Trichoderma harzianum CBS 226.95
Lineage: Eukaryota; Fungi; Ascomycota; Sordariomycetes; Hypocreales; Hypocreaceae
Exons: 1
Coding region: 143-367 (74 amino acids)
Source: RefSeq, a predicted model, not a curated record
AGUCGUAGACCCCUAAUGGCCUGUGAAAUCCCACAAAUGUCUAAUCAGGGGUACGCAUACAUAUAUCUGGUGACAGUAGAGAGACAACGUAAAACAAAAGCUAAAAGGGUACAAUUAUACGGCGUAUUCGAAAUGGCUUGCAAUGAACUUUGUGGUAAAUUUCUUUGGCUCCCCCGCUCUUGUGCUCUCUCGUCCAAAAACCCCCCCUUCUAGUCCACCCAAAAACCCAGUCCCACGCUCAGCUAGCCAACUCAUCAAUUAUAUAACACCGUUGGAGCGGUAUUCAGCAUCCGCUCCCCUUCGCCCUCUCCAUUUGUGUGUGUAUGUGCUCGUUGUAGUCGUGGUUUUGGGCUCGUCAUUUUCAUGACACGAUGGGCAUGCUACCUGGAUUGGUUCUUCACCCUUUA